CCGCUUGAACAACAAACCCCCAACGGCGCUCAUCCAUCCAUCCAUCCAUCCACCCUCCCAUCCGACACAAGCAUCCGCAUACCUAUAUCCCAUUAUAUGCAUGCGCUUGCUCUGCUGAAAUACGCAGGCAGUCAAGUGCGACCAUGUGUCAACCUCGAUAGAUAGCAAGAGAGAGAGAGAGCGAAAUCAAACCGUCUUCCAUCACCAUCGGUCCUAUCUAUCCAAUCUUGGGUAUCUCACCCACAUACUUGCCUAUACCUAUAACUGGCUGGCCGGUCCAACGUGUGACCCGAUCCGACCAAGUCCGCCUACAGCCGCGGCUGCAACUCUGCUCUACUCUGCUUUAUUCUGCUCUGGUGUCGUAUGACCAACAUGAAUGCGGAGCCAGCACAUUCGCAGGCCGGGCUCGCCAACUUGACGUCCUCCUUUCUGCCCUUUCUUCCGCGUUUGCUGUCCGGAGCCGGCGCCUUGAGCCAUGUGCUGGAUAAAAUGCGCGCCGGCAGCAUCAUUGCUGAACCUACAGCCGCGAAUGCCACCAAUGCCACUAUCGCGAGCACCACCGGAUUCAUCCAAGAGUCUGUUGCCGCUGCCGCUGGAGCUGCCGCUGGUGUCCAAGACGAUCUCACCAUGUGGCAGACGAUGAAAAAUGUCGGCUCCUUCUUUGGCUACAUUACUUCCAAGUGGGCCAUCGCUACUUUCAUAGUGGCUAUUCUGCUGAACCGCACACAUUUCUACGCCUCCAGUCGCGUACCCCUUUCCAUCGACCGCCUUCACAUGCGCCUCGGUCUCUACCUGGCCCCCAUGCUAUUGUUUCUAUAUAGGAUACAGACGGUCCUCCAAGCCAUACGCUGCCAGACGGCUCCCGCUUGGUCCGAGAUGCAAUAUGGUCAGCAUAGCAAACAGCUCGAUACUGAUUUCGGCGGAGAAGGCGGCUUCCUGUACGAGGUCAGCUCCUCCCUACUCUUCUACGAGAAUGUCCAGGACUCAUGUAGAGCCGCCAACAUGCUCCCCCUGGAUCCCGGCUCGGUGCGUCCACAGGGAUCUCUCGCUCUCCUAUGGCCGCUAUUUGUUUCGCUCGGCUUCAGCCAGGUCGUCGAGACGCUGUCUUGCGCGCUCCAGGGCCGCCACCCCGUUCAUGAGGUUGGCAUGACACUGUUUGAGCAUAGUUUGGCUUUCGCUGAGGCUGAGGCGGUUGUGACACGCCCUUUCGCAUCCGAUUCGUCCCGCUUCCACCGGCCCAAAACUGUCUUCACACCCAAUGGCGAUUCACUUAUUGUCGCCCGUUCCGCCCUCAACUCUUUCGCAAACGUGCCACCAGAAGUCUUGGUGAUUGCUCUCAUCUCGAGCUUCAGUCAUUUCACCAGCAAUUUUCUCGCCAUACUCGGUUUCCGCGCGAGAUUCCGUCUCGUCACCACAGCAGUUUGGGGUCUAGCGUACAUGUCUACCUUCACAUGGAGUUUUUUCCGGUUUGCAAACUCCGUGGUAGAUUCUGGCCAGUAUGCUGGCAUCAUUCGAUUCCCAACCGUCUGUAUUGUUGGCUUCAUUCCGCAUCUUCUCAUCUUGACUGGCAUACUGGCUUGCGGGGUCAUAUACCUCAUCGCCUUCGUUUUUACCGUUCUUUCACCCCCUCCUGGACAGCCCGAACAUAUUUCGUGGAGACAAAGGUGUGCUGUCGCGUACGGAAAUCUUCAUGCAAACAUCCAUCUAUCCGCCAUCACGCCACUGUCCAUCAACUGGAACGAAGACUUUUACACUGCUAUAUUGAAGACCGGGUUCACCGUGCUGACGGCGGCAAGCGAGGCCGUCUAUCUGAAUGAAGGCACACGGGUCAAUGUCCAUGCAAUGACCUGGCUUGAGAAGAAAAGACUCCGCGAAAUACUUGCGCGUCGCAGACAGAUGAUACAGAGGAUCACUCCCGUGGAAUUGCGUGGGGACGCAUUAGCUGAGGGCUUACAGAAUGUUGAUCAGUUAACAAUGGACGGAUCAACCCCUCUCUCGACUUCUGGAUAUGCACGUGAAAGGAAGACCAAGGGUAUCAAUGCGACGUCGGACGCUGCGAGAGCUAUAGGGCGCGACAAUGGUGUCGGACUGCAACAGCGUCGAGGCCGGUGGACCCUGACGUAUCAGUUUUUGAAGAGUAUUUCCUUUCUGGUAUUUGCUAUCCAGGCCAGACUACUCAUGUCCACUCUUCAAAAGCUGCGAAUCACCUAUCGUCCGCGUUGGUUGACUCGGCUUGCCGGGCCUCGUGAGAACGGAAAGGCUACAGCUCCCGUGUCCCGCUUUCGAGAAGCAUCAAAAUCCGACAUGGCCAAUGAAACGUGGCUUUUCGCUGAUGAUCAGACCCGCACACACCUCAACAACUCGCUUGACUUGGAAGUUGUCGCUAGGGAGCGUCUUCACGUGAGUGGCUCCUAUGAACAACGUGGACCUCAAGAAUCCGAAGAGCAACUGAACGAUUACCUUUACGGGUGGUUCAAACGUGGCGGGCAGUGGGGUGAUGCAGACACUAGUGGAGACUUCGUUCCACCUCGAGAUGACGACGACGACACAACCAGCGUGGUCUCUUGGGCCAAUACGACGGACGACGAAGAUGCGUGGUCAGAUGUUGGAGACGGACAACGAACUCCGACGCAAGAUUCUUACAGAUACUCACGUGAAUCGUCGCUGCUACCAGAGAACACAUUUGAUAUGUCUCGGCUUUCACAGCUUUUGGACCCAAAGUCUAGUGAAGAUAGAGAAGAAGCGAAGUUGCUGUCGCGCCAUUUGCAGAGUUCUGGUGUGCUUACUCGAUCUCAAUAUCGCCAGGCACUUGAGCAGGAAGAAGCCCGAAUUUUGACGACCUCACGCCUGCCCAUGGACGGACUUUCGGGAGGUCUCAGCAUGACACCGGAAGAAGAGGAGCUGCUUUUGGAAGAUCUCAUCCUCAACAAACGCAAAGUUGCAGCCUCGCAAAACUUGCGUAACCGAAACAGUUGGGAUACAGGCGCUGAAGGCAUGGGUUCAGACGGUCCGCAAUGUGUGGUCUGCCAGAUGGAGCCACGUACAGUUCUUGUUUGGCCUUGCGGAUGCCUCUCCCUGUGCGAUGAUUGUCGCGUUGGGCUUGCAUCAAAGAACUACACGACCUGUGUAUGCUGCAGGACGAAUGUAGCAGCAUAUUCACGGCUUUAUGUACCAUAA
Molecule: messenger RNA, 3177 nt
Organism: Periconia digitata
Lineage: Eukaryota; Fungi; Ascomycota; Dothideomycetes; Pleosporales; Periconiaceae
Source: the annotation of a GenBank genome assembly